CAUCAUGUCGGACGACGCACGACUUAUGGCUCGCUACGUGCGACCCAUUUACGAGGCCAUCGACAAUCGCCAAUACAAAAAUGCCAUCAAGCUAUGCGCACACAAGCGUGUGGCACAACUGGACAUUGUACAAGUGCUCAAGGCGCACUGUCUGGAGCGCACGGGCCGCACUGAGAAGGCGCUGGACAUCUGCCGCCGUAUCCAGCUCAAGCAGCCCACGGACGUGACGCUGCUGAACACCAUGAACCUCGUCUUUAAGUUGGGUGGCUGUGAUUACGAGAUACUGCCAACUUUCGAGCAUGCUUGCACUGUAAGCAAUCCUCCCAACGAGGAGCUCUUCCAGUCGCUGUUCGUGGCCUACGCACGCCGCGGUGCCUUCCUCAAACAGCAGCAGACGGCGCUAAAAAUGCUCAAAGCUUUCGGCAACAUAAAGUACGUGUGCUGGGCGGCGCUAAGCAUGAUGCUGCAGGUGGAACAUGGCGGAACUCCGACACGUAUGCUGGCUUUGGCUGAAAAGAUGCUGCUGAAGACGCUGCGAGAGUCCAAAUCGGACGACGGUGAGGCGCUGCAAUUGACGGUGCUCAUCAUGCAGUUGCAGGACAACCACCAGGGCGCGCUAGAAGCCUUUGACAAGUUUGUCAAGGUGGACGACGGAAAGAAGAAGAAGAAGGUGAAGCUGGGACGUGCUGCUGAAGGUGAAGGAGCAUACGACGAAGAGAUCGAACUGGGACCCAUGCAGGGGAUUGACAGGCUGUCGCUGGAGGCGACGCUGGCGAAGAAUGUGACGAGCUGGACGCGCUGUGCAGCAGUGAACCGGAAGCUUCUGGAGGAGUACAACGCUGAUGAUUGGACAUUUUUGAAAGAGUACAUCGCUGCUCGAUUCGAAGAUAAGGUGGGCUGUACCACGGAGGAAUUGCUGGCACUUGGGCAGGAUAUUACCGAGUUUUUGAGGGAUCUGGAGGCUCGUUCGGGCAAUGAACGCAUUCGAGGCCCCGCUCUCGCUCGCAUCCACGUCAGUAGCGAGACCUUGCGUCGCUUAAUGACCGAGGAUGCAGCUGUAUCGCAAGUGGAGACGAAGCUGCAAGGGAAUAUCGUUGCCUACGCGAAUCGAUUUUACUCCAAGGCGUGCUGUUUUACUGACUUGAAGCAGUACUUUACUCUCUACCUGGAGGAGAAGACGCCAGUGUCAGCAGCUGCAAAAUCCAAUCUGACCCAGCACUUUAUCAAACUAUCGGAGGAAUCUGCGGGCUUGCUAAAGCACAAGCCGACGGGUGAGGACGUCGAUGAAGAGGCUCGUAAAGCUGGACAGGGGAACCUUAGUAAGCGUCUGCUUGCGCUGAAGACACUGCGGUUCUUGGGCUACUACGAGAAGUUCUCAGUUGGCGAUUUGGACCACUUGGUGAAGGAGCUGGAAGAGGAGUACGAAGCUACGAACUGGCUCAACAUUGGAAGUGCCGGUGGCCAGCGUGAGGUGCAGCUGACGGACGACUUGCUGCUGCUCGCGACGCACUUUUUGCUCGACAUUUAUCAACGGUCCAGCGGACACCGAGAGUACAUGGAGCGUGCGGCAGGACUGCUGGAGUACGGACUGGAGAAGAGUGCAUACAACUUCCAAAUGAAGCUUCUCCUGUCUCGUGUGUACGGCUACUUGGGUGCUGCUGAGGCGAUGCUGAGUCGUCACGCAGAGUUAGAUGUCAAGUACGUGCAACUGGACUCGCUCUCGUUUCUGGUGCUGGAUAAAAUGCUCGAUCUCUGCCAAUACCCGCAAGCGAAGAAGCUACUAAACCGAAUUGGAGACCUGCAUCGCAGUACAGCGAGUGACACGCCGGAGUACAUCACCCGUGCGUACCGACUUGGAGUCUAUUCGAAGGUGGUGGACAUGUCUUCGUUCCUGCACAAACGGAUGAAGAGAUCGCAUACUCUGGCCAUCAGUAAGGGUGAGACGUUGCGCUUCGAGCUGCUAAGCUCUCUGAUUCUAGGACCCGCGAAACUUUACGAGCUGGUGACGUCUUCGACGUUCGACGCACAGAUCACGGGACUGGAGAAUAUGCUGACGUCGGACGGAGCAGAGCUGUCUCACAAUCAGCAUCGAGAAGUCGUUGUGGACUGGACGGCGCAGCAGCAGAUCCCGACUGGAGACUUGUUCGCUCAGGAUGAGGCUCCUCUUGUGGAGUGUGAUCGCUCAGCAAACACAGGAUCGUCGCUGCUGUGGCUGAAGCUCCGUGUACUGGUGCCAAAACUGCUCAAAGGGCUUGCUGGAGAUGACCACACGGCGUUGGUUGCUAUGACGAAGGAGUAUCGAGACAUCGUGGCUCAACUGCGUCUCAUGGGGUCGAGCUCUCGGGAGCUUCAGCUUCAUGAGAAGCUCUGGAAAUGGAGCGCAGAGGCUCUUGCCACGUCAGUAGACCUCCAGGACGAUUUUGCAGCGAUUGUAGAGCAGCUUCAGGCUGGAAUCAUGUUUACUUGUGCUGGCUCUAGUGCCAAUGGUGCAGUGGCAUUCUCGCCGUACGCAGUGUCGACGUUGUCGUCAUUGCUGCUAGACUCGGGGCUCUCGUCGCUCUGUGCGUUGGCUCUCGCUCAGCGCGCAUUGUCCAAGAAGAAGAGCAAGAAGAGCGAACAGCUGUCGGCUGCAACGUCAGCUCUGCGCAACCUUUUUAAACACAUGCAGGAGGCACUGGCAGCCUUGGAGACGAGCGUGGCUGAGCUCCAGUUCACGUCGAACAACACGUCGGCAACUGCGUCUUCCCCACGGGAGCAGGCUACGCAGAAGGCGCAUUCAAAUGUUGUCGCGUCUUACGAGUCACUUCAAACGCGACUGCUAAAGCUGCUGAGUGAGCGCGGUGCUAGUAUCCGUAGCAUUUUGCAGAAGUAG
Molecule: messenger RNA, 2872 nt
Organism: Phytophthora infestans T30-4
Lineage: Eukaryota; Oomycota; Peronosporomycetes; Peronosporales; Peronosporaceae
Exons: 2
Coding region: 26-2872 (948 amino acids)
Biological process (GO): N-terminal peptidyl-methionine acetylation
Cellular component (GO): cytoplasm; NatB complex
Molecular function (GO): protein-N-terminal amino-acid acetyltransferase activity; protein binding
Source: RefSeq, a predicted model, not a curated record